Nematostella vectensis (starlet sea anemone) is the source of this 3259-nucleotide messenger RNA. Its product is annotated as gephyrin. The record is from RefSeq and is a predicted model, not a curated record. Gene Ontology annotation, molecular function: molybdopterin molybdotransferase activity. Lineage: Eukaryota; Metazoa; Cnidaria; Anthozoa; Actiniaria; Edwardsiidae. The transcript is spliced from 22 exons. Gene Ontology annotation, cellular component: cytosol; cytoplasm. The coding region runs from base 33 to 1907 and encodes 624 amino acids. Gene Ontology annotation, biological process: Mo-molybdopterin cofactor biosynthetic process; molybdenum incorporation into molybdenum-molybdopterin complex.
UCGCCCCAGUCCCUACUGUCGUGGGUCCUAAAAUGGCGGACGGCGGAGGCAUUCGUGUUGGGGUGCUAACCGUGAGCGAUCGCUGUUCUAGAGGCAAAGCGGAGGACAGAAGCGGGCCUAAUCUAACACGAUUAGUUCUAGAGGAACCGCGUUUAAGCAUCAAGGAAGUUGCGCACGAAUGUGUCCCCGAUGAUAUCGAGGAAAUAAAGAAAGUCCUUCUCCGAUGGAGUGACGAAGAUCACUUGAAUCUCAUACUGACGACAGGAGGCACUGGUUUCUCACCAAGAGAUGUUACCCCUGAGGCAACAAGUCAGGUUAUUGAUCGCCUGGCACCUGGACUGGCCCACAGGAUGAUGGAGGAGUCACUCAAAGUGACACCCCUUGCAAUGUUGUCAAGACCUGUUUGCGGAACUAGAAAAAGAACACUAAUAAUCAAUUUCCCAGGCAGUGUCAAAGGAUCGCAGGAAUGUUUUCAUUUCAUAAGCCGUGCAUUGCCUCAUGCAAUAGAGCUGCUCAUGGAUUCUCCUAAAGUCAGUGAUACCCACAAGGCCAUGGGAGCUCACCAUCAACAACUUCAACAAGACAACCAUGACUGCUCACGUCGUUUCAAUAAAGUAGACCUUACACGCAUAGCAGAGCGGGAUAGACACUCGCCAUUUCCUAUGGUCCCGAUGGACGAAGCUAUCAACAUCGUCAUGAAGCAAACAGAACAUCUAGGCACUGACACCGUUAACGUAGAAGACGGCAUGGGAUACAUUUUAGCCAAUGAUGUACUCGCAGACUCUCCCUUCCCACCAUUUCCUGCGUCAAUCAAGGAUGGAUACGCCGUCGUUGCGUCGGAUGGCCCUGGAGUCCGGAAGGUUCUUGGUCCAGUUACAGCUGGUGUCGUGACUUCGUCAAUCGUCACGUCUGGUCACGUGAUGCGAAUUACGACUGGGGCCCCAGUGCCUUCUGGGGCGGAUUCGGUUGUUCAAGUGGAGGACACAGAGCUCGUGGAAAGCGCAGACGAGGGUCAAACAGAAGUUCAGGUUAACAUUUUAUCGACACCCAAUCCAGAUCAAGAUAUCAGGGCGAUCGGCUUUGAUAUUGCUGCUGGCGAACUAGUGCUAAGUAAAGGUAGUCCGUUAGGACCCCCUGAGCUUGGUCUCCUAGCAACCGUUGGCGUCACCAAGGUUCCUGUAUAUAGAAAACCGAGAGUGGCAAUUAUGUCGACUGGAAACGAGCUCGUUGGCUCUGGUGAAAUCCCACAGGCAGGACAAAUCAGGGACAGCAACAAAAUCAUGCUUUCUGCUGCUGUUACUAGGGAAGGAUUCGAGGUCCUGGACUUGGGAAUUGCUUUAGACAGCCCUGAUGACCUUCAGGCGAAACUAAAAAGAGGCGUGUCUGAAGCUGACGUCAUCAUCUCCUCUGGGGGCGUGUCCAUGGGAGAGAAGGAUCUUUUGAAACCGGUACUAGAGAAAGGACUUGGUGCCACGGUUCAUUUUGGCCGAGUGUUUAUGAAACCUGGAAAGCCCACGACCUUUGCCAGCCUGCGUACGGGGUCGCAGAAAAAGUUGCUAUUCGCCCUUCCUGGCAACCCGGUUUCGGCGAUGGUGACUUUCUACCUUUUCGUGCUUCCUGCCCUUAGGAAGCUGGCUGGACACCAGUUCCCUCAUUUGACCAAAAUCAAAGCUAAGCUGGCCAAGUCAGUGAGGUUAGACCCCCGUCCAGAAUACCACAGAGCAGUAUUGUCAUGGCAACCAGAUGAUCCAAUCCCAGUGGCGCAGUCAACGGGCAGUCAGUGCAGCAGUCGCCUUCUGAGCAUGCGCACUGCGAACGCGCUGUUAGUUUUGCCGCCACGAUCUGACGAGCUGAUCGAGAUCGGUAGCGGCUCAAUUGUUGACGCUCUCAUUCUUGGUCCAGUGUAGCAGAGAAACAGGAAGAUAUACAUAGCUCUCGGCACCAGUCCCUCUUCAAUCACAAUCCGCAAGGUAUUCUGGGUAGAUUAGCAAUACACAGUAGUACAGUAAUACGAGGACGACGAUGGAAGACUCUAGGGCCGACUUGGUACUGUUUUUUUAUUACCCAAAGACUAUGUAAUGCUUUAACAAUAGAACAGCGCCGUUGAAUUGUGUAGUUCCAGAAAAUGUCCAUACCCCCCUCCCCCUAUUGAGGGGGCCGAAGGUAUGACUUCCCACCCCUCUGGAAUUUCCAACCCCCUGGAAAUAAAUACAGUAACUGUUAAGGAAAAAGGGCAUUUUAACCCCCCCCCCCCUCCCCUCUGGAAAUUCCUGGGCGUUUGAAACCCCCACCCCACUGGAAUUUCCAAUCCUCUCAAUGGGGGGGGGGGAGGGUAUGGAUAUUUUCUGAAACUACACAUUCCACAGUGAUAUACUUAUGUAUACAUCUCAAUUGCACUGGACACAUACAUCUCACUUGCGCCUCAUUGCGGCACUAGAAGGGUCCCAUUACAAGACUGAGAAGUCGCUUAACUUUUCGAGUGGCAAAUUAAAGCCAAAAUCAAAAAGAAAUUGAUCGACAAAAAAUAUCUUUCAAUGAAAAUAUAAAGCCCUUUCUGACAAAAAAGCUUCUCGGCUGAUCUGUUAGCGCUGAAUAAGUAGCUCUAUCAUUUGUCACCCAAGAAGUCACGUGAUCUGGUAGUGCAAGUAGGCCUAUUCGGCCACACUUUAAGUUGUUAUCAAAAAAUAAAGCAGAGCAAAAGCUAAUCCGCUAUGAUGGCGUCAAUCAUAGUUUAAAUUGAGAUUUUAUCCGAAAAAAUAUUCUUCUAAGGUGUUUAUGGGAAGGCUGUGUGCUGAUAAUUUAUUUUUGUAGGAAGAGACUGGGAUUGAGUAGGCAUAUUAAAAAACAGAAUGCUGAUUUUUAAUUACAACAAUUUUCCAUUUUGGGGCAGGUUUUACCCAUGUGUUUUUAAUAUUAUAUUUUCCUAUUUUCUCAAUUUUCGUAAAACAUCGUAAAAUUUGAUUUGACAAUUUCUGGAAGUAAAUUACUUGUAAAAUACACUAGUAUAAAAAUAUAUGUAUUUCUUGCGAGCCUUUUGCUCUGAAAUCAAAUACUGUUGUUUUGUCACUUUGAAUGCUUAUACUUUUUUCACGUCGAAUCCAUUUUGAUGGUUCCAAUACAGAAAAGUUUAAAAAUUAUGAACUCAAAUUGUCUUAAAUUUUUACGAUAAUUUCUGUCUUAUUGUAGCUCUACCCUUCCAAUUGAGUCACUCAUGUUGUAUUCAAAACGCUGAAAAAAUAAAGCCCUGUUUUCGAAAGAA